AUGGGGAAAAUGGAAUCUCUGAAAGUGCUUCAAGGAGAUGGAGUUCCAAUAUAUCGCUUACUCACUACGAUUGUGGAGGUCAAAUUACAACCAAGAAAAAAUCCAGAGACAUAUUGGACUAGUUAUUUACCAUGCAAUUUAGUGGAAUUAAGUCUUAGUGACUGCAAUCUCUCUGAUUAUGAUUUUCCUCGGGGUUUCGGUAACCUGUUCUCAUUGCAAAGAUUAAAUCUAAGCUGUAAUCCUAUUUCUAGCCUACCAGAUUGCAUCAGAGGCCUUAAGAGACUCGAGGAACUCUCUUUUUCACAGUGUAUGAGACUCGAGUCGCUUCGAGGGCUACCCCCUGUGACAGAAUUGAUAGUAAAUGGUUGCACAUCAUUGGAAACAGUAGCAUUUCAAUCAAUGUCGUACCAACCAAAGAUCAUCUUGGAUGAAUCCAAUUACAAGCUAGUUGAGAUUGAGCACUACUUCAAGUUAGAACACAUUGAAAGAGUUGAUGAAAAAAUGAUCAACCUUUUGAGCCUGGGCAAGUUGAAAUCCACGGAAACCAUUAUGAUGGAUAGUACCCUACAUGUGUUCAAAACUUGGAUGAAGAGUAGGAUGCAUCCCAUCCAGGGACUGAAUGAAUAUGGUAUAUUCAGCACAUUUCUUCCUGGAAAUGAGGUUCCAGGCCCUUUCAGCCAUAGAAGUAGUACACAGUCGUCAAUAUCUUUAACCGUGCCUAUACGUGGCAAUCUCAAGAUUCGGGGCUUGAACGUCUUCUCUGUCUAUGCAAAGUCCAACAGUGAUUCUCCCAAGAACAUCAAUGCCAAUGUUGAAUCAAUACCUAACCUAAUAGUUACUGCAAUUAAAGUCAGUAAUGAAAAUGGAAAGAAUUUGAAGUGGGUAUAUGUCCCUUCAUUCUUUGGCGUUCCAGGUGAUGGGAAAGACAUGGUAUGGUUAAGCCAUUGGAGGUUAGGAAGUCAAAUUUUAGAUCGUGGCGAUCGGGUGACUGUUUCAGUAUUUACGAGAUUUGAGUUUCAGGUAAAAGAGUACGGCAUUCAGGUUGUGUACGAGCAAGAAAAGAAGAUGAGGACUCGAGAAGAUAGAAUUGACACAAGUCAGUCAAAUAUGGUGCUCCAAGAUGAUCAUGAUGAGGCGGCAGGUGUAAUAAGUUUUCGGAAUGAUGCUCCUUCUUCUCAAUUUGUCAUUGCUGGAGAUCUUUCAAAAACUGACGAGGUGAUGUCAGGAACAUACUUCCUCAGCAAUCGACCUGAGGAAAUUGUUGUGGAUAGGUGGUCAUGGUUCGAUGACUUCGUUAGUGAGGAAAAUAUAGAUCUCGAAAACUUAGAAGAGAACCAUAAAGGGGACAUGCAAUUUGGGGACAGUGAAUCCGCCUCUUAUCAAAGAGAGGGAGGGAAAGCAUUCAAUUUCGGUUGGAAUUACGUGGUCAGCAUCUUCACAAUGACAAAGAAAAUUAUUCGGAAAGCAACUCCCAACAACUUCCGUUGCGGCGGAACAGAAGGGUACUAAAUGGAAGCUCCACCAACCCAACUGGGAAAGAAAGCCAUGGAAGGCAAGGCCCAUCAUAAAUAGAACAAAAUUGAAGAAGGUGUUUUGACUUGAUAUGGAUCGUUGUGGAUUAGAUUAUGGCGGUGAUGGUCAAAUAAUGAUG
Prunus mume (Japanese apricot) is the source of this 1651-nucleotide messenger RNA. Its product is annotated as TMV resistance protein N-like. Gene Ontology annotation, molecular function: DNA-directed DNA polymerase activity; ADP binding; protein binding. Lineage: Eukaryota; Viridiplantae; Streptophyta; Magnoliopsida; Rosales; Rosaceae. Gene Ontology annotation, biological process: defense response; DNA replication; signal transduction. The record is from RefSeq and is a predicted model, not a curated record.